Molecule: messenger RNA, 1458 nt
Organism: Papaver somniferum (opium poppy)
Lineage: Eukaryota; Viridiplantae; Streptophyta; Magnoliopsida; Ranunculales; Papaveraceae
Product: extensin-2-like
Exons: 3
Coding region: 1-1458 (485 amino acids)
Source: RefSeq, a predicted model, not a curated record
AUGGCGAGGCUCUUAGCUUGUCUGGUUCAUGCUUUUACCUUUUUCGUUCUAAUCAAUGUGGUGCUAGCUGAGUACGAACCAUAUACACCCAACUACAAAGAAACUCCCUACAAGAAACCAGUCGUGGAGGUUAUUGCCGACUUAAAUCUUCCAAAAGUUUACCCAUCACCACCACUACCUGCUUACGUGGCUCCUAUUGUUUAUCCAUCUCCAUCACCAUCUCCUCCGGCUUACGUUGCUCCCGUAAUUUACUCAUCUCCAUCACCACCACCACCAGCCUACGUCGCUCCCGUAGUUUACCCAUCGUCGUCACCGCCACCACCAGCUUACGUCGCUCCCAUAGUGUACCCAUCACCACCACCACCUGCUUACAUCGCUCCCGUAGUGUACCCAUCUCCAUCACCACCACCUCCAUCUUAUGUCGCUCCUGUAGUGUACCCAUCGCAGUCACCACCACCACCUGCUUACGUCGCUCCCUACGAAGCACCAAAGUACACUCCCAAAUACGUCUACGUAUCCCCGCCACCACCAGCUUACGUCGCACCCAAGUACGAAGAACCAAAGUACACUCCUAAGUACGUCUACGCAUCUCCACCACCACCAGCCUACAUCGUCCCCAAGUACGAAGCACCCAAGUACACUCCUAAGUACGUGUAUGCGUCUCCACCACUACCAUCCUACGUCUCCCCCAAGUACGAAGCACCAAAGUACACUCCUAAGUACGUUUACGCGUCUCCACCACCACCAGCCUACGUCGCCCCCAAAUACGAAGCGCCAAAGUACACUCCUAAGUACGUGUACGCGUCUCCACCACCACCAGCCUACGUCUCCCCCAAGUACGAAGAACCAAAGUACACUCCUAAGUACGUGUACGCGUCUCCACCACCACCCGCCUACGUCGCCCCCAAGUACGAUGCACCAAAGUACACUCCCAAAUACGUCUACGCGUCCCCACCACCACCAGCUUACGUCGUCCCCGAGUAUGAAGCACCCAAGUACACUCCCAAGUACGUCUACGCAUCCCAUCACCAUCAGCUUACGUCGCCCCCAACUUACGUCGCCCCCAAGUACGAAGCACCAAAGUACACUCCCAAAUACGUCUACGCAUCCCCACCACCACCAGUCUACGUCGCCCCCAAGUACGAAGCACCAAAGUACACUCCCAAGUACGUCUACGCAUCCCCACCACCACCAGCUUACGUCGCCCCCAAGUACGAAGCACGAAAGUACACUCCCAAGUACGUCUACGCAUCCCCACCACCACCAGCUUACGUCUCCCCUAAGUACGAAGCACUAAAAUAUACUCCCAAAUACGUGUACGCAUCUCCACCACCACCUGCUUACGUCACUCCCAAAUACGUCUAUGCAUCUCCACCACCCCCAGCUUACGUCGCACCCAAGUACGAAACACCAAAGUAUACUCCUAAAUCGCCAGCUUACGUCGCUCCUUAUUACUAA